AUGGUCCAAAAAAAAUGUUCCACUUUGAUAUUGUUAAUUCCGUUGAAUCAAAUUGCUCAACUCGUAGUGAUGAAGGGUGCUGCUGAUAGGAUUUUAGAUUUCUUUGAAUUGUACUCUAAAUAUCCAUUGAAUCAAUUAAUUUCUAAUAUUGAUGUUGAAUCAUCACAAAUGCAAUUUAUUCGAAUUUCAAAACAAGUGGACAGUAAGAAUGUUACCAUUGGUUAUGUUCCGAUUACUAUCAAUACAGGAAAUGUUAAACACAAUGGAAAUUAUAAUAUAUUUACAUUAUCGCCCUAUCAUCACUAUAUUUCAUAUGGAAGAGUAGAAUUGGAAAUUAAUAAUAUUAACAAGUGGAUUGUACAAUUUACGAAUUUAAUUAUUGAUUUAUUUAGCUACUUUUUCAUUUGGACAAAAUUAGACAAGACUCUAAUUAUUGGUAAUUUAAUGCUUUCGACCAAUUUAUACAAUAACUUGUAUAAUAUUAAAAACAAUUUAUUGGAAAAUUCUGGAUCCACUAUGAACCAGGAUGAUUUCCUAAAUAAUGGAACUCAAAGCAUAUUAUACAAUUCAGGCAAUAUAGAUAGUCAAUUAAAAUUAAUGAAUACCAAUUAUACAUUAGAAUCUUUAAACCAAAUUGAAGAUAAUGAAUUAUAUUCAGAGUUGACCAAAUUUUUAACAUCCAAAUUUCCACAGCAUUCAGUCAUGAUGAGAUCUUUGAAUGAUAAAAUUUACUCCCCAAUUUUGAAUACUCUAUCUAAAAUAGGAUAUUGUCCAAUCCCUUCCAGAAUGAUUUACACACUCAAUACACUCGAUAAAGACACUAUUCAAAGCACAUUAAAAAAGAGGGAUGUUAAGGAUGAUAAGAAACUUCUCAACAAGUAUAAAAACUCAUAUACUAUUAUUGGAAAUAAUGAAUUGAGAGAGAAAAUUAAUGAUAUGAAUCACAAAUAUAUUGAACAAAUGGUAAAUGUCUAUAACAUGUUAUAUAUUGGAAAAUACUCAGAGUGUAACAUUCAAUUCUCAAAAUUGUUUGUUUAUGAAACCUUGAAAAAUAAUAUUAUCAACUACAAAUGCAUUCUGAAUAAUGAGAGAGAUGAAAUUGAUGGAGUGAUUGGAUAUUUCAUCAAAACAUUCAACAAUACAAGAGUAAUGACAUGUCCAGUAUUGGGAUAUAAUACAUCUGUCUCAGCUCCCCUUUACAGAAUGUUAUCAAGCAUUCUAUUACAAGAUGCCAUUCAUUUCAAUGUGUUUUUCAAUCAAUCAUCUGGUGCCUCAAUAUUCAAAAUGAAUAGAGGUUGCUCACCUGCAGUUGAGUAUUCCUCAAUUUAUAUCAAACACUUACCAUUUUAUAGAAGAUUACCAUGGUCUUUACUCAAUACCUUAAUUAACUAUAUUGCUGUUCCAAUUAUGGAACAUUAUAAAUUAUAA
Naegleria gruberi is the source of this 1428-nucleotide messenger RNA. RefSeq lists its product as uncharacterized. Bases 1 to 1428 code for a protein of 475 amino acids. The record is from RefSeq and is a predicted model, not a curated record. Lineage: Eukaryota; Heterolobosea; Eutetramitea; Acrasida; Naegleriidae. The transcript has a single exon.